Messenger RNA from Onychostoma macrolepis, 1550 nucleotides. RefSeq lists its product as uncharacterized. The coding region runs from base 62 to 1279 and encodes 405 amino acids. Gene Ontology annotation, molecular function: protein binding. The transcript has 8 exons. Lineage: Eukaryota; Metazoa; Chordata; Actinopteri; Cypriniformes; Cyprinidae. The record is from RefSeq and is a predicted model, not a curated record.
AUAAACUCUAUUCUAUAUAGUCAACUUGCAUAACGCAUAGAGAUCUGCUCUUUGUGAAAAGAUGCUUUCCUUAUGUGUUCAAGUGUUUACCAUGCUGGUUGUCUGUGCAGCCGACACUGCGAACAGAGAUAUCUCAUACUCAUUUAGAGCUUGGAGUACGGUUGACCAGCCUUUGCAGGAGCAACUUGCUGUUGUGUAUAAGGAGAUGGAAAGCUUGAAACAUGAACAAGAAGUAAUGAAACAAAAGCAAGAAGCCUUGAGCCAGGCAUUACCACACUGUUCACAUAAGCCUAUUGAUACAGACGUGGAGAUGAAUUUGACGUCACUACAAACAGGCAGCAGCCAUUUGCUGUAUACCUUCACCCAGGAUGGAGAUGAAGGGUCUGGUGAGGAUGAGAGUGAUGAAUCCUCUGACCCCUGUAACCAUUAUAUCGCGCUGGACCAACCCUGGAGAGCCACAAACUACACCACCAAGAAUGUUGCUUGUGACCGUCGUGUCCAGUGGAAGGGCUGGUACCGUCUCUUCUACCGUGGGAAACCCAUCCAGAUGCCUGAGAGGUGCGUGAAGAAAGAAAUGUGUGGCACGCACGCUCCGCUGUGGCUCGUCGGUGGUCAUCCCCGGAUACGAGACGGGGUGGUCACCCGAAAGGUGUGUGGAAACUGGAAAAACAACUGCUGUUUGUUCAAAUCUCCUCCCAUUCAAGUGAAAGCGUGUAGGGGAAACUACUACGUCUACAAGUUUGUCAAACCGUCAGCUUGCCAUAUGGCAUAUUGUGCAGAUAUUAACACACUUGUCUGUGGAAAGUGCAGAAAAUCUGAGUCUUGCAUCAGCAGAGACAAAAUCACCUGGAUGUGUAAGAGAAACAAAAAUAGAGUGAAAGCAAACGUCCAUUUUUUUGUCACCUACCCGGCCAGCAUCUCAGGAAAAAUGAACAAGAUUAUGUACAGGAAAGUGUAUGUGAAUCAAGGAGGGGCUUUCAGCACUCGCACCGGGAUAUUCAGAGCUCCAGUUUCUGGUGUCUAUCAGUUCUUCUUCUCCACACAGACUGGGGGCAGUGGGACAACUGAUCUAUGGCUGGUUGUAAAUAAUUACUGGGUGGCUGUGUCCCAUAGCAAUGUUCAGGGCUCCAGCUCGGUUGGGAAUCUGUCUACGUACAUGACGACUCUGCGCAAGGGUGCUACGGUUUAUGUGACCCAUAACCGUGGCCGCUCUUGGGCCAAUAAUGCAUCCAACACCAUCGUUUUUGGGGGUUCAUUGCUUAUGGUGAGAAAAAUCUAAGGGAAUGUAAAAGUCAUCUGAGGCAAAAUUCUGAACAUUUAUAGUUUAGUUAGAGGCCAAUUAAAUAGUACCAACUAGUCGGUUUGACUUACAUAUAAUAUACAAUGGUAAAACAUGUUCUGCUAGUUCUGUUUAUUCAUUGCUUUAUUUUUAAACAUGUGUCUUGCUGAUAGAUUUAUUUCAAAUGCAAAUACCCUUAACAUUUUUCUAAGUGCUUUUUCUAUAAAAUUACUUUGCCAUAAAACUUCUGAAUUUAAAAUUAAACAACAAC